UGCUCGGAUUGUUUGUGAUGCGAAAUUGCAGCGAAGCCAGUGGGCAGAGCGAUAGCGCAGCAUUGCGAAUAAAAUGAAUGAAAAGUGUCGCCUGUGUUUGGAGGAAGUGCAGUGUGCCAUUGCCGUCUCGAUAGUGGACGAGUCGUUUCAGCAAAAGCUGCGAAAUGUGUUUUUAUUCGAGAUCUCGACGGAAGAGCCCUUACCGGAACAGGUAUGCCAGCAGUGCCAAACGACAGUGGCCGAGUUUCACGUCUACAGCCAGCAGGUGGAGGCGAACCAGCGCCAGCUAAGGUUAGAGCUGGCGACGGACAUGGAUGUUGAGCCGGAACCGGUCAAGGUAGAGCCGACCCUUAAGAUUGAAAUCUUGCCAGCGGAAGGGCUGGAGGAGCUGCCGCCGGGCAUUGAGUGUGUGGAUGUGAAGGAAGAGUACGAUGGAAGCAUUACGGCCCAGUCGGAAUCGGACUUGGAUGCGAGCACGGACGAUGAGUACGUCGUGGCGACCCGGCGCAAGGUCCGUCGUAAAGCGCGCGAACGAAAGGAGCGAAAGGAGCGAAAGGAGGAGAGCGCAGAGCGGGGCAAAGACAAAUCGGAAGGGAAUGGGGCGGCCCGGCAGCAGGAGAAAGACGACCGGAUCAAGGAGUUCUACACGCUGGAGUGCGAAAUCUGCUCCAUCCUGUUGGAUGACUUUGUGCAGCUGCAGGAGCACUACCAGCUGGUGCACGACACCCGCGGCUAUAUACGGUGCUGCAACAAGCAGCUCUUCCAUCGCUACACGCUGCUCGACCAUAUCGCGGUGCAUCGGGGAACGAUCCGGUGCGAGGUGUGCGACAGAACGUACAAAACGAAGCGCUACCUGGCGCUGCACAUGGCCAAAAGCCACGGCACGGAGGAGGAGCGCCCGUUCAAGUGCGACCAGUGCGGGCUGGCCUAUCCGAAGCAGUAUCUGCUCCGGUCGCACCAGCUGAUGCACGUGCAAGCGGAGUGCCACGUCUGCAAGAAGGUGCUGUCGAGCAAUUACGCCCUCAAGGUGCACCUCACGCAGAUGCACAGCGACGAUGGGAACCAGAUCUGUGCGACGUGCGGCAAAAUUUUCCGCACCAAGGCGGCGAUGGAGCGGCACAUCAAGGAGCAUAUGGGGCUGGAGCCGAUCGAGCGGAUGCAGUGCGAGUACUGCCAGAAGUGGUUCAACGGGAAGUACAAUCUGAACAAGCACAUUCGCUUCCUGCACAACGAGCGGGGGCAGGUGUUUCGGUGCGAUCUGUGUGCGCACGAGAGCCCGAACAGCCGGGCCCUGUCGUACCACAAGCAGCGGGUGCAUGUGCAGGAAAAGCACGAGUGUGAGCUGUGCGGCAAGCGGUUCAAGCGGAAGCUGUAUCUGCGCGAGCACAUUGCGUCGCACACGAACGUGCCACUGUACACGUGCGAGUACUGCGGGAUGAAAUUUAACUCGCACGCGAACCAUUUUACGCAUCGGAAAAACAAGCACCCGGAGGAAUGGGAAGCGCACAAGCGGAUGCGGAUGUUGAAGAAGAUGAGGUGCGAAACUUUAACGCCUUUAGUGAAGCGAACGUUUAGUGAAGCGAACUGCCACCACUGUGAGCGAACGUUUCACACCCAGCGGCAGCUGAAUCAGCACCUGCCCGCGCACGAAACGACGGUAUGCAAGAUCUGCGGCAAAACGGUGAACGUUCGGUACCUGAAGCAGCAUACCGCACUGAUACACGGCACGGUACGCCAGGGCUACAUGUGCGAUCUGUGCGGGAAGAACUUUUCCAGCAGCUUGGCGCUGGACCGGCACAUCAAGCAGCACCAGGGCAUCGAGACGAUCGAGAAGCUAGACUGUCCGCAUUGUGGCAAGCAGCUGAACGGGAAGUACAACCUGCAGAAGCAUGUGCGCUGCAUGCAUGUGGAGGCGGGCAAGAGUUACCGGUGCGAGGUGUGCGGCCACUUCAGCCCGAACAGUGUGGCGCUGGAGAACCACAAAAAGCGGGUGCACACGGGCGAACACUUUGAGUGUGGGGAGUGUGACAAGCGGUUCAAGCAGAAGAUUUACCUGACGGAGCACGUGGCGGCGCUGCACACGCGCAAACCGCUGUACGCGUGCGAGUUUUGCGAGGCUACGUUCAAGUCGAGGGCGAACUACUACACGCACCGGAAGACCCGGCACCGGGCAGAGUGGGAAGCGCUCAGGGAGGAGAGGAAACAAGGGGAGGGCAAGAGAUUGUUUGCCGCGGCGGAUGUGAUCACUGGAGUCGUCUAGGGAAUGGUUUGUUUUUGGAGAUGUGUACGAGGUUUUGCUUUGUUUGUAAUAACGAAAAGAUUAAAUUAUUUUAAUGCAA
Messenger RNA from Anopheles arabiensis, 2339 nucleotides. Its product is annotated as transcription factor grauzone-like. Gene Ontology annotation, molecular function: DNA-binding transcription factor activity; zinc ion binding. Gene Ontology annotation, cellular component: nucleus. NCBI's taxonomy places the organism in Eukaryota, Metazoa, Arthropoda, Insecta, Diptera, Culicidae. The record is from RefSeq and is a predicted model, not a curated record. Bases 74 to 2260 code for a protein of 728 amino acids. The transcript has 3 exons.